AUGGUCCUCGUGAGCGCGGUGCAGAAAUUUCUGAAGUUGCAGUGCUACAUGUGGGUUCCCCGCGCGCAGAAGCGGAAAUACACCGCUACGCACAUGCGGGAACGGAAGGACUUUGCCCAAGCUGUUCUGUCCCUCUCCAUGGAUGGCUGCGUUCUGCCACCGCCGCCCAAGGCCAAUGGCCCGUGGCACCUACUUUGCGACAACGAAUCCUUCCUCAACGCCGCAGACUGCCAGGCUGAAUACCGGAAGUGGAAGCUGCACCUUCGCGAAAUACCGCAGCUGGACAUGAAUGACGCAUUGAAGAGGCGCCCCGUCCUCAGCAAGAUGGCACACAAAGCUCGGAUUCGGUCGUGA
Molecule: messenger RNA, 354 nt
Organism: Effrenium voratum
Lineage: Eukaryota; Dinophyceae; Suessiales; Symbiodiniaceae
Source: the annotation of a GenBank genome assembly